Molecule: messenger RNA, 516 nt
Organism: Leptosomus discolor (cuckoo roller)
Lineage: Eukaryota; Metazoa; Chordata; Aves; Leptosomiformes; Leptosomidae
Source: RefSeq, a predicted model, not a curated record
AUGUUGCCCCUUCAGACGCCAACGCAAGGGAAGGGUCCAGCUCCGCGGGAGGCUGUGCCGUGUGACGAGGUCGGCGCAGUGAAACAGCCGGAGGAGCUGGACGCCUCUGAACCAGGACAGGACCGGGGCUGCAGCAGUGGGAAUCCUACAGCCCAGCUGCAAAGUGAGAAAGAACCGAGCUCCGUGGGUGAAGGCGAUGUAGUGACCCCCCCAGAUCUCGGGGCUGAUGCCGACAAACGCGCCGAAGAGGGGCGCAGCGCCCCAGCAGAGAGCGAGGACGGGCAGAACGUCAGCAACGUGUCCUCUGGGUGGGACAGCGCUGUCCUGGAGGCAGAGUCCCUUGAGGACUGCCUGGAAAUUCCACUUGAGGACUUAAAGAAGCUUCCUCGAACUCGGUCUGGUCUCCAGUCCUACAGGAAUCACUUGAUCAUGGAGCUGCUGUGGUUGCAACAAGCUAUCGCCAGCCGUAAAAACUACUUGAUGCUGAAACAGAAGCUGGGAGCUCCUGACCCGUAG